CCGAUCUUGGCCGCGUGUGGAACACAAAUACAAAUUUCAAUAUGACGGCUGAGGCGAACACGAAGACGGGUCCCACCAUUGGACAGCGGCAUGUGCAGACCUUUCUGCUCUUCCUCUCCAUUGUUGUCAACUACAUGGCCAAGUUUAAUGCGGGCGUGGCCAUUGUGGCCAUGACGAAUGCGGAGAGCACCAAUCCCGAUUUCCCUGAAUACGACUGGAAUGGCGCACAGCGCUCGUACAUCCUGUCCAGCUUCUUCUGGGGCUACAUCAUGACACAGUUCCUCGGCGGCUGGCUGUGCCGUCGCUUUGGCGCAAGGAUGACCAUGUUCGUGUCGACUAUUGGAUCGGCCCUGCUCGCCCUGCUGCCGCCUUGGUGCGUCUCCUGGGGCGGCUGGCAGGCGUAUUGCGGCAUUCGUGUGGCCAUGGGCCUGUUCCAGGGCUUCCUCUUUCCGUGCAUCCACGCCCACCUGGCCAACUGGUGUCCCGUGAACGAGCGCAAUCGACUGGGCGCCCUGGCCAACACGGGCCUCGACUGUGGCACUCUGCUGGCGAUGUUCGCCAGCGGCCAGAUAGCCGCCUCCAGCAUGGGCUGGCCCGGCAUCUUCUACAUUUCGAGUGCCGUCGGCGUGCUCUGGUGCAUCAUCUGGCUGCUGUUCGGCGCCAACACGCCCAGGGAGUCCAAGUACAUCAGCGAGGAGGAGCUCAACUACAUUGAGACCUCGAUCAACUCCAGUCGCGCCAAGGAGGCGGAGGAGCUGAAGGCCAAGGGGCCCAUUCCGGUGCCCUGGGGAGCCAUCUGGAGCUCGGUGCCGUUCUGGGCCUUGAUGAUCACGCGCUGCUGCCAGUCCUGGGGCUACUCCACGCUCCAGACCGAGAUGCCCUCCUACAUGAACGGCGUCCUGCUGAUGGACAUGAAGAAAAACGCCAUCUUCUCGGCCCUGCCCUACUUGACCUCCUGGGUGAUGGCCUUUGUGUAUCUAAUCAUCGCCGACAUCCUGCUGACGGGAGGAGCCAUGACCAUCACGGGCAUCCGCAAGACAUUCAAUUCCAUAUCGUUCUUUGUGCCAGCCAUCACCCUGAUCGGCAUCGGAUUCCUGGACAGCGAACACAAGACCCUGGCCGUUGUCCUGAUGUGCGCCAAUGUGGGCAUCAAUGCCGGCAACACCAUCGGCAGCACCAUCAACACCAUCGAUCUGUCGCCCAACCAUGCGGGCAUCCUCAUGGGCAUCGUCAACACGGCGGCCAAUGUUGUGCCCAUUCUGACGCCCCUCCUGGUUGGCAUUAUCGUAACGAAUGAUAACGAUCGCGUCCAGUGGCAGGUGGUCUUCAUCAUUUCGGCCGUCAUCUUCUUUGUGGGCAACAUAAUUUACCUCAUCUUUGGCCAGAUGGUGAACCAGCCAUGGGACGCACCCGACUUUUUGGACAAGCAAAUGUCCUGCACUCGGCAGGAGGAAGGAAAUGCCAAGGCCCUGGAGGCACAACAGAGCGAGCAGGCGGAGGAAAUCAAGCGACGAAAUUCACAGAAGGAAUAGCAAUGGAAGAGACACCCCGAAAAUGGAGAAGAAUCAACCAUUCACGACGGCUGGUCCGUGCCCAGAAUUUCGUAGAAUAUUCAAAACUAAUUGAUAAGCUUAGAUAUAGAUCAUAAUAGAUAGAUCAGAUCCCUAUCCCCUGAAAUAUCCCUUAAAAAUUAUAGCCUUAUGUUUAAUUAUUGUUUCUCUUUUUUCCUUUAAUUUUAACAUACAUAUAUAUUU
Messenger RNA from Drosophila obscura, 1754 nucleotides. It is a transcript of the gene MFS1, whose product is annotated as putative inorganic phosphate cotransporter. Lineage: Eukaryota; Metazoa; Arthropoda; Insecta; Diptera; Drosophilidae. Gene Ontology annotation, cellular component: plasma membrane. Gene Ontology annotation, biological process: monoatomic anion transport; transmembrane transport. The transcript is spliced from 4 exons. The coding region runs from base 42 to 1532 and encodes 496 amino acids. The record is from RefSeq and is a predicted model, not a curated record. Gene Ontology annotation, molecular function: transmembrane transporter activity.